Messenger RNA from Cannabis sativa, 1189 nucleotides. RefSeq lists its product as uncharacterized. The record is from RefSeq and is a predicted model, not a curated record. NCBI's taxonomy places the organism in Eukaryota, Viridiplantae, Streptophyta, Magnoliopsida, Rosales, Cannabaceae. The coding region runs from base 334 to 708 and encodes 124 amino acids. The transcript has 2 exons.
AAAAUAAUGGAAACAUCUUUUCGCUUAUUUGGUCAUUAAUUUGUCUCCUUCUCCACUCUCUUCCAAUCCUUUCGCAUAUUCGUCCCCAUCAUAUUCAUUCAUUCAUUCAUUCUCACAUCUGUUAACCCCACACAACAAUUUAUUAUCACACAUUCUCAAACUUCCACUCAUUAUUAUUAUUUCAUUUCUCUCACACUAUAUAAUUAUAUACUACUACUAUCUUCCUCCACAUUUGUCUCUGCUGAGAUCUACUCUUCUCGCACCCAUCAUCUCAUCUCCAAUAUCCUCUUUCUCCCAUUAUUAAUUACAUCAUCAUCUUAAUUUAAAAAUAAUAUGGGUUCCGAAGUUUUGGAAGAAUGCCGGCCAAUUAUUCCAAUGCCAACUAUUUCUAUUCAGAGGAAUAUUUCAAAUCUGAACGAGGUAAAGUCGUUGCCUAGUACUGAUCAUGAUCAUAAUAAUCCAAAACAGCAAGGUGAUGAGCUUUUGUGUUUGGAAGGCGGUGGAGAAGAAGAAUGUCGGACGCCGCCGAGGUCGGUGGACCAGCACAUGCUGAUGGUGUGCCCGCCGCCGCCUAGGAAAGCUCGGCCGCCAAGGAGAAAGUUGAGGCCGCGUAGUUCUUCACAACGGGUUCUUAAGGUUCCAGAAGACCUUACGUCAGUGUUUAUGUUGCUAACUAAUCCUUCCAAGAAGAUCAGAACAAAUGAAUGAGCUACUUCUCCUAAAAAGCCAAUUGAUUUUGAGAUGGAACCCCAUUCACUAUAUUCCCAAAUUCUAACAUGGUAUCAAAGCCCGUUGUGAGUCCAAAGUGCCACUCGUCCAAAAAAAUCGUUUGUGAUCCGUUGUGAGCCAAAGUGCUGCGGUUCAAAAAAAGAUACUUUCCCUGUCUCCCUUUAACCUUCAUUUGGGAUCUUUUGACCAAUGUGUGCCAAUUUCCAGUAUUGAGUCUUUGACCUGUUUCAAAAUCUAUAAAUUUGGCGACGUGUACAUCCACAAAUUUUCCGAUAUUUGGCCUUGUGAGAUUCUUUCAAAUGUCAAGUUCAGUCCUGUGGUCUCUUAAAGGUUGUCCGUUAUACCAUACACUUUCUAAGCCCGAACGUGAGGAGGCUGUAUUAGAGUUAGUCUCACAUUGCUAAUCUGUGGAAAUAAAUUAUCACAAGAUGAAUAAAAUACUCCUCUCAUUGACAAUUAA